AUGAUCCGGCCGGAUUCCGGCGCCGAUCGUGCCGCUGGCGACCCCCUUGGGUUCACCUUCCCCAAGGGUUAUAGUAUUGAUCGGGGCUGCGGCCGGAGGCCACCAGCAGUGGGCUGGGCCGAUGAGUGGGACACGGGGACAGGUGAAAUUGGGGACAGAGGAUUUGAACUCAUGGCAGAAGCCAUUUCAUUGUUCUGGUAUCAGUGGAUGCAGGAUUUUGAAGCAUUUCAGGCAGCAUUGGACACUGAUUCAUCCUACACAUCAACUUUAGCAAGAAGUCUUGCUCUGGCACUCGAAGAGUUUUACAAAAAUAUGCACUCCGUGGGAGUUUCAGCAGUUUCUGGUGAUGGAAUGGAAGCCUUUUUCACUGCAAUUGAAUCAAGUGUUAAAGAAUACAUGGAGAACUAUGAAGCUGACCUCGAUAAGAGAAGGGCCGAGAAACAGCGUCUAGAAACUGACCGCAGGAAGGAAAACAUGGAGAGACUCCGUAAAGACAUGGAGAAAUCUAAAGGGCAAACAGUCGUACUUAACACUGGUCUAAAAGACAAAGGAUCUCUUAAGAUGGAGGAUGAGGAAGAGGAGGAGGAUGAGGAAGAGGAGUUGGAGGAUAUUAGAUUCUCUGAGGAAGAGACGGAGGAAGAUGAAGGGGAAGAUGAAGAGGUUGCGCACUUUGGUUUUUGA
Messenger RNA from Zingiber officinale, 681 nucleotides. RefSeq names its product GPN-loop GTPase QQT2-like. Bases 1 to 681 code for a protein of 226 amino acids. NCBI's taxonomy places the organism in Eukaryota, Viridiplantae, Streptophyta, Magnoliopsida, Zingiberales, Zingiberaceae. The transcript is spliced from 3 exons. The record is from RefSeq and is a predicted model, not a curated record. Gene Ontology annotation, molecular function: GTPase activity.